ACGUCCAAUCAGACCCGACUUGAGUUUUAAACUAGAGACGGUAGUUCCUUCUCCCAGAAACCCACAACAAACACCUCAACUGAGCCCAGCUGUUCCGUUCAGGACGGGGCUCUGGCUUAUAGACGAGACUCUACUCCAUUUAUUGCUCUAUUUUAGCUCUCCAACCGCCUCUCGUCUCGUCUCCAGCUUGUUUCAUGGGAACCCAGGAGGGAGAGAGAGAUUGGGUAGAUGUGGCAAAUGAUCUACUCAACAAGUGUCCCAUGAACCUAAGGCUGAGGAAACUGGCUGACUGUGAUGCAAAUGUUUUCAUUGCUCUGUAUGAAAAUAUCUUGGGGGAGAAAGUUCCAGAUUACAUCGCAGAGCCAUGCAGUCAAGAGGAUGACAUCCAUAACAUUCAGUCUGUGAUCGACUCACUCUCCCUGGAUUACCUUCAGAUCAGUCUCUCACACAUUACAGGAGAAAAUGUUGUCAGCGGGGACAAGGAGUCUAUCAAGAACCUCCUGGAAAUCUUUGAUGGCCUCCUGGAAUAUCUCAAGGAGGAAAUAAGCGAGGAGUCACAGAAUGGUGAGGAACUGAGUGACAGUCUUAAUGAGGAUGUGCCUGUUGAAACCAAGGAGCCCACAAGCUGCAAUGCCACAGAGCACAAGGAGACUAAACCGGAGGGAGCAUCUUUGUCUUCCAGUGGAGAGUCCACUGUCCAUUCCAGUAAGAAUUCCCUCCAUACCUGGAACGCUGAGGAGAUUGGAUCAACUAGUGAGCUCAUUGGGCUGGGAGUCUCUGCACGCACAUUUACAGCCAGACAAGAAGAUGCAGUCACCACCUCUGGUCCCCUGGAUGCUCAGGACGCUCCACUGACUGAACCGCUGCCCUCAGCCAUCGCUCUGCAGCCACCCACCCAGAGCAACACCCCCCACGCACCCGACACAGACCCACACUCAACCAGCAGAUCCCCAACAGCUGCUGGCCUAAGUCAGGAGCACGCAGCGGAGGAAGCUGCUCCUGUCACUACAGAGACCUCUAAACCGGUAGCUGAGACAGUUGUUACCAAUGGACUACAGUCUCCUCCUCCUUUCCAGUCUCCUGCUGCGAGUGUGAAGUCUUUGUCCAGUCAGCAAAGAGGCGGGACAGAAGUGGAGGGGGAGACACUAGAGCCGACUAAUGGGGGACCCAGGAGGGUUUUAUUCCGCACCAAGCCAGAUGUGCUCUUCCUCACCCUGCAGGAUGAGAUGGCAGUCACAACCCCUUCUCCACCAGACACUGAGGAGGAAGAGCAAGAUCAGGAGGAUCAGAGUUAUACACUAAGACAACCGGACAGAAGGAUAGAUCACAGAGAUAGGAAAGGUCUCAGCAGGUUGGAGGAGGAAGGUUUGGAGGAACCUCUGUCGUAUCGCAGGCAGAGGAACAAGAAAGCAGAAGAGGAGCUGCAUCACUUAUCUGAGAACCUCUCCCAUCGACUUGAGGAACUUGAUCAGAUGCUCAAACGAGUUCUGAGUGAAAGUGGAGAGUCCAGUGAAGUCCGAGAAGAGGACAAGCAGUCCCACCACAGUGACAGCAUCAUGGAGUGUCGCAGGACUCCCAGACAACACACAGUUGUAGGAACACCUGACGCUGAAUCCACCCACCGGACGCGCUCCUUAUCCCCCUCCCCUCCACCGGUCCGUCGCUCCCUGCAGGGACAGUUAGAGGACGCCAUGGCAGAGGCCUUGAGUCUGGAUGACGGGAGACAAACCAACCUUGCAGCUUCUGAUCAAUCGAGGCGACGAAGAGAGCUACACCACAGACCGUCUAGCAGAAAACAUAGCAAGUAUCUGGAGAAUGAGGCCUAUGAGGAGGAGCUGAAAAGAUAUGAAGACAAAGAACGUGCAGAUCUAGACAAGGCUCGCCUCAAAGCUCAGGAAGCAGAGCGUCAGUACAGAGAGGCCAUACUAAGGGAUGUUUCCGAAGCCCCCAGACUGUCCCUAGCUAGGACGAAGGCCCAUCAUAAGUCACAACAUAACGCACAAACCACACCAGGACGGAGACGGCAGGAGACCCCCAGGAAAACUCCAUCAAUGAAGGUGAAGGAGAAUGACCUCCUCCCUGUGCUCCUGGAGGAGUUGCCCCACCUUCACAUCUCCCCCAACGCCCUGGGUCGGAUGUGGGACCAGCAGAUGCAGCAGGUAGACAGACUCCAUGCCCUGUCAUCCCCUCAUAGCCAGCGUCGCAGCAAACUCACCAGCCAGGUGGAGGAAGCCCAGAGGAAACAUGACCUGCUGGUGGAGAUCAUCCGCAAAGAGCAGGAUCACAAAAGGCGUCUGGGGGACUUCAAAGAGCGCAUGAAGCAGCAGAAGUCGACCCAGAACAGACUGAAGGAACAGAGGCAGCAGAUGGCACGCGCCAAGAAGUACCACAGCGACUACCAUGUCCAGCACCGUGCCCGGCUGCUGAGAGCACGCACCAAGGAGGAGAGGAUGUUUCGACAGUUGUUUGAGGAAGGUUUGGAGCUACAGAAAGUCCGGUUGAGAGAGCAGAAAGCCUACGCCAAGGAGCAGCGGAUGGAACAUCAGAGACGACACCAGGACCAGAUCAAAUCCAUGGAGAACUACUACAAAGACCAAUUUUCACUACUCGCUGAAAAACUUGCCGAAGAACGGCAGGACAUCCAGGUUCGGAAAAAAGCUCAAGAAAAGGCUCUGCUGAAGAUGAAGCGAGAGCUGCGUUCCAGGAUGGAGCGUGAGAUCGGUGAACUGCAGGAGAUCAUCGUCCAGAACGAUGAGGACGACCAUUUCCAGGAUCUGGAGGUCCAGAGGCUGCGCAGUCGGGUCCAGAUGGCUUCCUUCCAGUACAACACUAGCUAUCUGCACUGACCAGGGAAGCGAGACACAGGGCUGUUUUAAGCUCCGCUCAAUCAAGGCUAGAUUUACAUCAGAGGAACAUGCUGCAAAAGACUGUUUCUGCCUUUCACAUUUUCACAACUAAAGGUACGACUUUCUGACGGCUGAACACUGUCUCCAACUUCCUUCAGAGAUUUGCACAGAAGAGGAAACUAACAUUGUAAGAACUUAUACAAGUCCUGGUGAUUGAUUAAUGAACCGAACACACUCCAACAAAAUGUAGCUAUCAGCUAAUUUAGCAAACUUCCUCUCACCUCAGCUGCUAUACCUGAACUUAACGACACCUUGGACCAAGUCCCCUUCUUCCAUGGGUUUUAGUACUUGAUAACUAAGAAUGUUUUAAAAAUGGCUCCCUCACUGUGCAGUCUUUGUGUGCUGAUAUUGUAGCAAACAACUAGUAAAAAUGUUCUUCCUCUUGCCAAAUAGGGACCACUGAUGCAAAGUUAACAAGUAUGUCCCACAUUGACAGAUUUUUAACUUCCAUUUUUUUCCCCCGUAUAUGUGCGAUGUCUUCCUUUAAUGAUUUAACCAUGCCAGUGGAUUAUUUAUUUUUUAACUUUUAAUGUUGUUUGAUUUUUAAUUAACCUGGUGUUGUGCUGUCCGAUCACCAGGGGCGAUGAUAAUCAGUCUUUCAUGACUUCUCCUUUUCCUCAGCUCCAUUGUGAUUGUUUUUAAUCUCAGCCAGAACUAAAGAUAUGGUAGUUUUAAACCAAUACAAAGGGUUUCAAUGUUAAAACACUGUCCGCUGAUAUUGUAUCUAAUGAGCACACUGAUGCCCCGUCAUCAUCCUCCAUUAAAUGUGUGGACUCACUCA
Messenger RNA from Sebastes umbrosus (honeycomb rockfish), 3687 nucleotides. Its product is annotated as centrosomal protein of 95 kDa-like. The transcript has 21 exons. Gene Ontology annotation, cellular component: spindle pole; centrosome. Bases 195 to 2846 code for a protein of 883 amino acids. Lineage: Eukaryota; Metazoa; Chordata; Actinopteri; Perciformes; Sebastidae. The record is from RefSeq and is a predicted model, not a curated record.